AAUGAGAAAACCUCCAUUUGAACAUUGUUUAGAUUGUCCAAUAAUUAUUAAAUUGAUGGAUGCAUGUCCUCUCUCUCCCUUUUGGCAUAUAUUCUAACAAGAAGGAUUAAUAGGUUUGACAGAUAUAUCUUUACUUUAUGAAUUAUUUAUGGUCAUUAUUUCAUUGGCACCUUGGAUUAUUGCAUUGAUAUUGGGAAUAUUAUUAUUGAAGAGAAGAGACAUGAGAUCAUUAAUCCGUGUUGGAACUCAUUUAUGUGCUCAUAUGUAAAUAACACAAUAUUUAUAAUAGAACAUGUGAUGUAGUAAAAGUUGUUUAUUUUAAAGAAGAUCGACCAGAUGGUUCGUGUUCUUUAAAGUAUGGAUUACCAUCUUGUCAUUCUAUAUUUGCAGGAUUAUAUACAAGUUGGGUGUUGAUUGAAAUAUUGAUUAUUGGAAUGAAAUUAAAAACAAGACAUAUUAUUGCAAUAAUAUCUAUGCUUAUAGUACCAUAUUCAAGAAUUUACUUAAUAUAUCAUACACUAAAAUAAUGUUUAUAUGGUUGGGGAAUUGGAUUACUAUUUGCUAUAUUGGGUUUGACAUUGAAUAAUUAAUGUAAGAAAAGAAUAAAGAAUAAAUAAAUAAAAGUAAAAUAAUGA
Messenger RNA from Paramecium pentaurelia, 635 nucleotides. Lineage: Eukaryota; Ciliophora; Oligohymenophorea; Peniculida; Parameciidae. The record is from the annotation of a GenBank genome assembly.